Molecule: messenger RNA, 1339 nt
Organism: Cornus florida
Lineage: Eukaryota; Viridiplantae; Streptophyta; Magnoliopsida; Cornales; Cornaceae
Product: plant cysteine oxidase 2-like
Exons: 5
Coding region: 383-1234 (283 amino acids)
Molecular function (GO): oxidoreductase activity, acting on single donors with incorporation of molecular oxygen, incorporation of two atoms of oxygen
Source: RefSeq, a predicted model, not a curated record
CCAACCAACAUCAUUUUUGUCAAUUCCACCCAUAUUAUCUCUCUAGGAAUCCACUUGGCAUAGCCCCUGGUUUUGCUUCUCCUUUAAAAGGCUCAUUGUUCUGUUCCAUGGGGACUAAAACUGAUCACACACCGAAACAUUAAUUUUUCCUUCUGGUUUUCGCACAACUUUUUAGAAUACAAACUGUUUUUUCCCUAUCCAUCCCCCACGGAUCCAUUUCAAACCACAACAAACAUGCUGUUCUUUUAGUCAGUUUUUUGUUGGGUUGAAUUUGAAGCAUCUCUGUGGGGGUAUGCUAUAAAUAUAGUUGCAAGGACACCACCAAUAUUAAUUAAUUAGUGGGUUUUGUUUUGUUGAGGCGGUGGUGGGUGACCGUGGGUCGAUGACAAUUGAGGCGGCGAUGGUGGAGCAGAGAAGGGAUAGGGAUGGGGUUGGGGAUGUUAGUAAGAUUAUUAAGAAGAGGAGAUGCAUAGUAAGAAGAACCAAACAGCCGGCACCGCCGGUUCCCAUGAUGGCGCUGCAGAGGCUGUUCGAAUCCUGUCAAGACGUGUUUAAAGGCCCUGGAACCGUUCCUACCUCUGCUGAUGUGCACAAAUUGUGUCACAUUCUUGAUAAUAUGAUGCCAGAAGAUGUUGGACUAAGUAAAGAUCUGCAGUUCUUUAAGCCUAAAGGUGUUGUCAAAGGGAUUCCAACAGUCUCAUACACAACCAUAUACCAGUGUGAACAUUUUUCGAUGUGCAUUUUCUUUCUUCCUGCUACUGGUGUCAUUCCCCUCCAUAACCACCCAGAAAUGACUGUUUUCAGCAAGCUUCUACUGGGAAGCAUGCACAUUAAGGCAUAUGAUUGGGUUGAUCCUGUCAAUUCUGAUAACUCCAAGGCGUCCUCUCAAUUGCGAUUGGCACGGUUGAAAGCAAACCGGGUAUUCACAGCUCCAUGCAACACUUCUGUACUAUAUCCAACAUCAGGAGGCAAUAUCCAUGCCUUCACAGCUAUAACACCCUGUGCAGUGCUUGAUGUGCUUGGACCUCCCUAUUCUAAAGAGGAUGGAAGAGACUGCUCUUACUACAAAGAUGCUCCUUACUCUGCUGUAUCAAGUAUUAAAAAAACUACUAGUACUGUAGCAAAAGAAGUGGGUGACUGUUACGGAUGGUUGGAAGAGAUUGAAAUGCCAGAAGACUCAGAGAUGUUUGGAAUUGAGUACAUGGGUCCGCAGAUUGUCGAGACUCGUUCCUAGCUGUCUGAGGACAACCAUUUUCGCUAAAUCUUUUUUGGAGUAGUUCCUUUUUGUGUUUAUACUGGUGCAUCAAACCUUGCUGUGUAGAUUCAAGAAUUUUAUAAA